Molecule: messenger RNA, 534 nt
Organism: Macrosiphum euphorbiae (potato aphid)
Lineage: Eukaryota; Metazoa; Arthropoda; Insecta; Hemiptera; Aphididae
Source: the annotation of a GenBank genome assembly
AUGUACCUCAAGGGGUGGAGCGCUGCUGUCCCUACUAUGAAGGAAGAUGUGGGUAAGAUGCUCGCUAUAAUGGAGGCAGCCCACAAUAAGGAGCAGCACGCCCUCAACGGAAACAUAUUCCCCAAGGCCGCACCGGACUCGAUCAAAACCGUCCACGCUUUGAUCGACUGCAACAAGACAUGGCCGACCAUCAAGCAGCCCGACAUCCCGAUACAGGAGCAGGGGCGUGAGAUCCAGGAGGUGAGGGAGAUAAGGACUAAUAUCAUGCUGGCGUGUGAUAGAACCUAUACAGUUCCGACCCGGGCAGGGACGUUCCAACAGUGCAUCAUUAAUGUUUCAGCGCUAGCAAGGAAUGGGAUGUGGGAGGCCCUUGUCCUGGGUCAGGAGGACCAGGAGAACGCGGGAGGAGGCGGAGGAGAGCCGCAGGCGAAUCAACCCCCAGCCGGUGGAGGGCAAGACCUGAAUAUGUUAGGUGGAAGCGAUGAGUCAACAGCAUCGUCAAACAGCCUCCAGCUAAGGAAUAGAGUUGUCUAG